This is a messenger RNA of Gopherus evgoodei (Goodes thornscrub tortoise), 1819 nucleotides long. Its product is annotated as zinc finger protein 239-like. The record is from RefSeq and is a predicted model, not a curated record. Gene Ontology annotation, molecular function: RNA polymerase II cis-regulatory region sequence-specific DNA binding; DNA-binding transcription factor activity. The transcript is spliced from 5 exons. Gene Ontology annotation, biological process: regulation of immune system process; negative regulation of transcription by RNA polymerase II; regulation of cytokine production. The coding region runs from base 268 to 1572 and encodes 434 amino acids. NCBI's taxonomy places the organism in Eukaryota, Metazoa, Chordata, Testudines, Testudinidae.
GUGGCUGCCUCUAGGCUCCAUUGUGACCCCAGGAUUAAUCUGCUGCUUCUCCCCAGCGGGGUGUGUGCGGGGAGAGCCUUUCCCUAGCGCCCCUCUGUGCCUAGCCGGGGAGACUCUCUCCGGGGGCUGGAGGCAGCCCCGGGCUCUGCCGACACCAGCUCCUGAGCCGGAGCCUGCAGAUAACUAAGCUGCAAUCAUACAGGAUUACAGCUAGGGUAUGUAGCGAGUUGCCAUCAGAAGCAGAGCAAUCUGAGCCAGAAUUGCAAGAUGAGAUUGUGUCAUUUCCUUGAGAGACGGGGAAAGAAAAGGACUGGAGCGGAGCUGGUGACCUUUGAGGAUGUGGCUGUGUAUUUCACAAAGGAAGAGUGGGCUUUGCUGGACCUGGGUCAGAGAGCCCUCUACAGGGACGUCAUGCAGGAGAAUUAUGAGACUGUGACCUCACUGGCAAAACCUGACAUGAUCUCCCAGCUGGAACAAGGGGAGGAGCCGUGGGUCCCUGAGCUCCGGGGCUAUGAGGAACGGGAGAUCCUGAGGAAUGGCCACACAGAAGGUGAUGGCAUGAUGAGUGAGAAUGAGGAGGAGAAUCCUCAGCAGGAAGGUCCUGAGCAAGUGGAUCUACAUGGGAUGGUAUUUGGAAGAGCUGGAAAGGACGUUUCCCAGAAUCCUGAGGAGCCAGAUAUCCGUGAGAGGCAGCACAGGCCAGAGAGGCAGCAGGAAAACCACUCAGGGGAGAGUCGGGCUAAAUCCACUCUCAGAAGCAGACAGGUCAAGAAAAUCAAAGGAACUGUUGAACAGAGAAACCCCACUAUAGAGAGACCCUACACUUGUGGGGAUUGUGGGAAAAGCUUCCCUUGGAAAUCAGUCCUUAUUAUUCACCAGAGAAUCCACACAGGAGAGAGACUUUAUAAGUGUCUGCACUGUGGGAUAAGCUUCAGACAGAGUUCAGCCCUUAUUACACAUCAUACAAUCCACACAGGAGAGAAGCCCUAUAAUUGCCCUGACUGUGGGAAAAGCUUCAACUGCAGCUCAACCCUUAUUCAACAUCACAGAAUCCACACGGGAGAGAAACCCUACAAAUGCAGUGAGUGCGGGAAAAGAUUCAGUGUGAGUUCUCACUUUCUGUCACAUCAGGGAACCCACACAGGAGAGAGACCCUAUGAAUGCUCCAAGUGCAGGAGGAGUUUCAGUCAAAGUUCACAGCUUCUAUCACAUCAAAGAACCCACACAGGAGAGAGACCCUAUGAGUGCCCCAUGUGUGGAAAAAACUUCAGUAGGAGCUCAACUCUUAUUACUCACCAGAGAAUCCACACAGGAGAGAGACCCUACAAAUGCAAUGAGUGUGGGAAAAGCUUCAGUGUGAGCUCACACCUGCUAUCGCAUCAGAGAACCCACACAGGAGAGAGACCCUAUGAAUGCCUCCAGUGUGGGAAAAGUUUCAAUCAGAGCUCACACCUUAUUAGACAUGAGAGAAUCCACACAGGAGAGAAACCUUAUAAUUGCCUGAACUGCGGGAAAUGCUUCAGUCACAGCUCAUCUCUUAUUAAACAUCAGAGAAUCCACACAGGAAAGUAAUGAUAUAACUACCUCAACUGUGGGAAAAACUUCAGAGUUCAAAUUUCACUAAUCACCGGAGGAUCAACAUGGGGGGAGACACUGCAAAUGCAGUGAGUGUGGGAAAAGAUUCAGUCAAAGCUCACAGCUUCUAUCCUAUCAGAGAACCCAUACAAAGAAUCUCAUGGGGGAGAAACUCUUUCAAUGUCCUGAGAGUGAGAAAAGUUUCAGAACAACUCAGCCCUUACUACACAAUAGAGAAUCCACA